AUGCCUUGGGAUGAAGAUGAUUGGGAUAAUCUUUCCUGGGGAGAGAAGCUUGCGAGAAUCAGAGAAUGGAUUAGCAGAAAUCGCCAAACCACAGGCAUAGGGCUAACUCUAGCAGGAGCGACAGUAGUCGCUGCCCCUGCUCUAGUCACCAUACCUGCUGUGGGCUCUUUAGCAGCAGGAGUACAAGCAACUAUCGGGAACGUCGCAGCUGGAAGCUGGUUUGCCUCUCUUACAAGCACUGCAAUGGGCGGAUACGGACUCGCGGGCCUCACGACUGCCGUUCAGUCGGCCGGAGUUUGUACAUCGGCGGCCGGGCUCAUCACAGCUAUUUUGAAUGGAAAUGGACGUGAAGACGACGGAAAUACAGAUGGAGCUGGUCCUACAAGCCCAAAGGGGCCGAAGGAUGACGGAGACGGGUCGGAGGCAGAGAAGACUCCUCGUGCGAACCAGGAUGGACACCGCGACAAGGACUUCGAUGAGGAGACCGCAUCGUUGGAUGAUUCUGAGGCCUCUGAUGAAGAGUCCUUCAUACAACUCCGUUGAAACUCUCCAACCGAUCGGCGUAUGAUCAAAGAUUUUGGAGAAGCUUUGCAGAUUGGCUCCUACGUAAAACCAACACAAACGGCACAUCGACCAUUCGGAAGAAAACUGCUGGAGGCAAAACAAAAAUCUGUGACCUACAUCCAACAAAAGAAUUCAGAUACGGUAACAUCGUUAUAAAGGCGUACGACAUUUCGCACUCAUAAGAUUGGACCCAAGUUAGGCGGUAGUAGACCUGAUGGAGAAGUAGUUUCAGGUAGAAAUAGAUACCACAGCAC
Neurospora crassa OR74A is the source of this 818-nucleotide messenger RNA. RefSeq lists its product as hypothetical. The coding region runs from base 1 to 543 and encodes 180 amino acids. NCBI's taxonomy places the organism in Eukaryota, Fungi, Ascomycota, Sordariomycetes, Sordariales, Sordariaceae. The transcript has 3 exons. The record is from RefSeq and is a predicted model, not a curated record.